UCUCAGCUCUUCCGCUUCCGGUGAGGCUUCGUACUUACGAUGGCGGCCCCUCAGCCCGUUUGCAGCUUCCUCUUCAAGAAGCGUCGCCCCGCGCCCGGGAGGGGCCAGCGCAAAAGGCCGGGCAGCGACCAGGAGCCCGGGAGCAGCAGCGAUGAAGGCAGCACAGUGGUCAGGAAGGAGAGACGCAAGGAAGUUUCCAACCCCAUGAUUCAGAAGACCAAGAAAAGUGUGAAAGACCAUACCUCAUACGCGUCCAGCAGUAGCGAUGACGAGGGCAAGUCUAAAAGAAUUGGAGUUGCAUAUAAGUCUACAAGAUCUGCGAAACCUGUGGGUCCGGAGGACAUGGGCGCAACAGCUAUAUAUGAGCUGGACACAGAGAAAGAGAAAGAUGCACAAGCCAUUUUUGAACGCAGCCAGCAAAUACAGAAGGAACUUGAAGGGAAGGAAGAUGAUAAGAUUUACCGUGGGAUCAAUAAUUACCAAAAGUAUGUGAAGCCAAAGGAUACGUCCAUGGGCAAUGCUUCCUCAGGCAUGGUAAGGAAGGGACCCAUACGAGCCCCAGAGCAUCUCAGGGCCACUGUGAGAUGGGACUACCAACCUGACAUCUGCAAGGAUUACAAGGAAACUGGGUUUUGUGGAUUUGGAGACAGCUGCAAAUUCCUCCAUGACCGAUCGGACUACAAGCACGGCUGGCAGAUUGAACGAGAAUUGGAUGAGGGACGCUAUGGAGUUAAUGAUGAUGAAAACUACGAGGUGAGCAGUGAUGACGAAGAACUGCCUUUCAAGUGCUUCAUUUGCAGAAGCUCCUUCAAGAAUCCUGUGGUGACCAAGUGUAAACAUUACUUCUGUGAGAGAUGUGCCCUGCAGCAUUAUCGGAAGUCUCAGCGAUGUUACGUAUGUGACAAGCAAACAAAUGGUGUCUUCAACCCAGCCAAAGAGCUGAUAACAAAGCUGGAAAAACGCAAGACUGAAGAGGGACUCCCAGAUGAUGUGGAAGAGCCAGUGACAUUGCUCAGCCCUCAUUCUCCACCCCCCUCCCUGCCUUCAGAAACUAGUUCUGUGGCUGAAUAAAUAACUUAUACACAAA
Podarcis raffonei (Aeolian wall lizard) is the source of this 1087-nucleotide messenger RNA. RefSeq names its product ring finger protein 113A (gene RNF113A). The transcript is spliced from 10 exons. Bases 40 to 1071 code for a protein of 343 amino acids. The record is from RefSeq and is a predicted model, not a curated record. Gene Ontology annotation, biological process: snoRNA splicing. NCBI's taxonomy places the organism in Eukaryota, Metazoa, Chordata, Lepidosauria, Squamata, Lacertidae. Gene Ontology annotation, molecular function: metal ion binding. Gene Ontology annotation, cellular component: U2-type spliceosomal complex.